UACAAACUUCAUGUUGCUAUAAUUUAUGGAAUAGAAGUGUCAUGAAAAAGUUUUUUCCGUAAUUUCCAAUUUAAUUACUUUUCAUUUAAUAUUACAAAAAACAAGGUUUUCAAUUCAUUCAAUUGAGAAAAAGUGAUAAAGUUAGUUGUGUGAAAUGGUGCAAAAAUAUCAAUCACCCGUCCGGGUCUAUAAAUAUCCCUUUGAAUUAGUUAUGGCUGCCUACGAACGACGGUUUCCAAAAUGUCCCCAAAUGCCGAUUGUCCUUGAUUGUGAAAUCAUUGAGGACGAAGAACUGGACGGAGGAGCGAAAAGGGAGACAAAGCGGCGCUGUAAAUUAGCUGUCGAUGCUCCUUAUUUAUUUAAGAAGCUAAUUGGAUUGGAUUUUGUCUUCUUCAUCCAACACAAUUCACUGGACAUGAGGGCAAGGACCCUUAACAUCGAAGCCACCAAUGAGACCUUUGCAUCGAGAAUUGAAAUUUUUGAGCGUUGCAGGUACUAUGCGCAUCCUGAAAAUCCCAGUUGGACAUGCUUCGAUCAAUCAGCCACGCUUGAUAUUAAAAACUUCUUUGGCUUUGAACAUUCCAUGGAGAAGAUGGGGAUGAAGCAGUACACACAGACAACACUUAAGGGCAAGGAGAUUAUUGAAUAUUUUAUUGGUCAAUUGAAGCAAGAGGGCAUUUCACAUGUGCCACGAUGGCCGAGCUUGGAUGCCAAUGAUGCCGAUAGUGCUGAUGCUGAAUCUGUUAAACUCCAAACAACCAGCUCAAUGUUGAAAAAGGAAGAUUCAGCAAGUUUAGAUGAUGAAUACAUUUCGAAGAAUCUCGGAGAGAUGACUCCACUACAGGAAUCUAAAUUGGUCGAGCUGGAAGCUCUGCUCAAGGAGAAGAAUGAAUAUCAGACACCGGAUCACCAAAUGAUUUGCCGCUUUUUGCGAGCUAGAGAUUUUAACGUUGAAAAAUCAUAUCAAAUGCUGCAGGAUUCUCUGAAAUGGCGCCAAGAAAAUGACAUUGAUCGCAUUUUGCAGCUGUACAAGCAACCACCUGUGGUUGCCAAGCACUUCCCGGGUGGAUGGCAUCAUCGCGAUAGAGACGGUAGACCGCUGUAUGUGUUGCGUUUGGGGCAUAUGGAUGUGAAGGGAUUGCUCAAGUCAAUUGGUGAAGAGGGCCUUCUCCGGUUGACUCUUCACAUUUGCGAAGAGGGAUUGCAAUUAAUGCGCGACAGCACGAAAGAACUUGAGAAACCUGUUAGCACAUGGUGUCUGCUCGUGGAUCUCGAAGGUCUCUCGAUGCGUCAUUUGUGGCGACCCGGUGUGAAAGCACUCUUGAACAUCAUUGAGACUGUUGAGAAAAAUUACCCUGAAACAAUGGGGAGGGUACUUAUUGUUCGCGCCCCACGGGUCUUUCCCAUUCUGUGGACUCUUAUUUCUACAUUUAUCGAUGAAAACACUCGCUCGAAAUUCCUGUUCUAUGGCGGGCAGAAUUGUCUCUUCCCCGAUGAUGGUCUUGAACGCUACUUACCGUCUGAAAUAAUUCCCGAUUUCCUCGGUGGACCUUGCACAACUGGAUUUCCAACUAAUGGUUUCGGGAUGAUAUCAACGACUUUCUACACACGUUGUUACACUCUAUCUUGUAACUGUACAUUAGUUCAUGAAGGUGGCUUAGUGCCGAAGAGUCUCUACAAAAGUGCUCUUGAAAAUGAGGGAAAUGGAGAAGAGAAGGCACCCCAUCCGCAUCAGGAUAUGUAUAAAUCAAUGGAUUUGAGGGCAAAUCAAUUCUUUGAGCUUGUGAUAAAAAAUGAUGAUCCGAAGAGUGUACUGACUUGGGACUUUGAUGUCCUCAAUGUGGAUGUUUACUUCACAGUAUUUCGUACGAUGGAGACAAUUUGUCAAACUGGAGAUCUUUACACUUCUGUGUUUGAUAGUUCGAAUCUGGAAGAGGGAAAAACGUUUUUUAAGGAGGAACCAACUUUACUUUGUCGUCAUCGGGAGAGUGUACAAGGUUCUCAUGUAAUGACAACUGCUGGCACUUACAUCCUACAGUGGACUUGCUCACCAUCAACAGACAAAGUGGCUCAUGUUAUGUACCACUAUGAAAUUCUCAGCUCGGCAAACUACAAAGGAUCCAUGACAAGUCUCCAGUCGGGUUUCUCAACAAUGAGUGUUGCAAGUUCAUGCCAAUCUCGAUGAUGCGGUGAUGGCUCAACAUCUACAUAGAUACAAUUGUGAUUAUAUUGAGAAGAAAAAUAUAUAUUGGGGGUAUAACUUAAAAGUAUUACAAAGUGUUGUGGGCAGCUGUCAAUAUGCAAGUGGUCCUGGAUCGCUCUAGUAUAGUUGAGUGUAUGUUACUAUAAUUUAUUUCUUUCAACAUACGCCUUGAGCGUAUUUGGCCUUUGCAAUACAAAAAAAUGAAUUCUAUAAAAAAGCAAAGUGGACGUGAGCAGACAAAAUAGCAAAGAAAAUGAUCGUAUGUAAUUGGUUGCGAUCCUAUAGAGAAAAGGACAAUUAUUAUUCAUAAUACUUAUUAAAUAUAUCUUCAAUCUUCUACCUUUUAGUAGAGAAGAAGUUUCUCAUUGAAUUUAUGUGAAAAAAAAAAGAAUACUUAUGUAUACUAAAAUAUUUGCAUCACGUUCGCCAAUAUCUUCAAAAUCAAGAAAGAACAUAAAUUUUAGACAAAAAAAAUACCGAUAUGACCAGAUUGAUGAUUUUAGCAAAAAAAAAAUAUGCUAUUUUCAACAACGAUUAAAGAGUAGGUGAGACCGAAGAUAAAAGUGUCUAGUAUUUUGGAUAAAAUUAUUUAUGAAAUUUAAAUAAAAUUUGUGUAACGAAGAUGUAGAAGAAAAUUAUGUGGUACACAAGAUUGAUACCUAUUGGACAUUAUCGAAUUUUGAAUAUAUAAUAAAAAAAAUUAUAAAACUUUCAGUAGACGCAUUGAAAAUUCUUAGAAAAAUUAGAAUUAAUUUAAGGAAUUUCAAAUCAUCUUCUAUAACAAUAAUAAUCUUAUUCAUUGAAAGCAUGACUAAUCGCAAUUUUUUAUAAUUAGAGGCUGUUCAAAUAGUUUGGAAUUAAUUAAUUUGAAUAUCUACUAACUUUCAGGAAAUAGAAAAAAUUUUCAUAAAUGACCCAUUUAUCCCCGGUCUCCUUUACAUUAGCAAUCUCAAAAUAUCUUCUAAGAAUUCUUAUUAAUAAUAAAUGAGAAGAUUAGACAAAUGAAUAUCAAUAUUAGAUCAAUUAUUCUUUAUAAUUUAAACUCUAUAUUGAAAAUAUACAUACAUUAGAUACCUAAUCGAUAAUAAUCUCUCUGCGGGCUGGUAUUGGAACUGAAGUUUUUAUAAAGGAGAAGGAUGUGUAUCGUUAAUAAAGAGAGAUAUGAUAUCUGUAAUGUAUAUACUUACAUAUCUAUUGUACACUGGUAUGGCAAUUUUUUUCUUAAAACAAAAAUUUGCAUUACAGCCUAAAGGGAAUUUGCUAUCAAAAUAAUGAAACACUUAUUUUAUGCGUUUUUUUGUGGUAAAAUUGUAGACAAUAAAGAAGGUGGUCUUUUAAUAGUUUUUGUUCUAAAAACACGAUUUUUUUUCAUCUAAAGUUUAGGUAAUAAAAGCCAAAACUUUUUUAUAAGAGAUAAUUGAAAAAUGUUUUGUCUUUUCAUCUAUUCUGAUAGCAAAUAUCUUUUAGGCUAUAUAGAAUCAAUAAGACUUGUUCCAGCCUACAGUUGACCUAGGACAUCUUAAAUUAAAAUGUUGAAAUUCUAGGAUUUCCAAUUUGGAAAAAUUGCCUGAAUAAAUUAUAUAAAAUCUGUAUAAGCAAGGACAAAAAAAAUAAACGCAUGUAGAACUGAA
Molecule: messenger RNA, 3834 nt
Organism: Lutzomyia longipalpis
Lineage: Eukaryota; Metazoa; Arthropoda; Insecta; Diptera; Psychodidae
Gene: retm
Product: protein real-time
Exons: 7
Coding region: 155-2185 (676 amino acids)
Cellular component (GO): cytoplasm
Source: RefSeq, a predicted model, not a curated record